This is a messenger RNA of Anthostomella pinea, 1644 nucleotides long. The record is from the annotation of a GenBank genome assembly. NCBI's taxonomy places the organism in Eukaryota, Fungi, Ascomycota, Sordariomycetes, Xylariales, Xylariaceae.
AUGAGGGGCGUCUUCGAACUCGCACCCCCUGAAGCAUAUUUCAUCGGUCUCGGUUCCGUCACUGGCAUCUAUGCCCAUCACGGGUUCCUCAUUCAUGGGGAAUGGCACUUAUAUGGGCCAGAUCUGGCAAUUUGGCACGUGGUUCCCCUGGCUUUGUUGUUCACAGCGAGAGCCUACUACGGUGGCUCUGAUGCCUCCUGGAUACUCUAUUGUCUCGCUUUGGCAAGCUACAGCUACUUCAUCAGUCUCGCGACAAGCAUUGUGCUCUAUCGAGCUUUCUUCCACCCGCUGACAAGAGAGAGAUUUCCUGGGCCAUGGUAUGCGCGCGUUACCAAGCUAUGGCAUUGCUGGGCAGUCCGGCAUUCAAAGAACUUUCUGGUCUUGCACGAGAUGCACGCUAAGUACGGUGAUUUUGUGCGGACAGGCCCCUCCGAGAUCACUGUAUUCCGCCCUGAGGUUUUCAUGGCCAUUGACGGUCCUCGAUCCAAGUGCGUCAAGGCCGAUUGGUACGACCUUCUUCACCCAGACCAGGCUCUCGUUACGGCGCGGAACAAGGCUAAAUGGAAGUAUAACGCAAGAGUGUCAAGGAAUGUUGACCAGCUGGAUAAAUGUAUCGAGUCUGAUGCGGAGUCGGACGCCCCAACUAGUGUUCGCGAUCUUGCCUACUUUUUCUGCUUCGACACAAUGGGCGACAUUUCCUUCAGCAAAUCUUUCCAAAUGAUGCAGAACCAGGGAUGGCACCUCACGAUUGCCCGCCUGCAGCGUGCUCUAUCGCUACUCGGUCCCACUAGCCCUGCCCCGUGGCUAUUUCAUAUUGGAUUCCGCAUAGCUCCCCGAGUGGGCGUUCUUCGAGAUUGGUUUGAGGCGCUUGCUUGGUGCGCUGAACAGAUGCGGGACAGGCUAGAGAAUAAGCACUCGGAGCAGCCAGCUGGCGAUCUAACGCAUUACCUCAUGGAGAAGGGAGGCCAAGUUGGGAAUGACGACGCUGAGCACUGGCUCACUGGAGACAGCUUGUUUUCGAUUGUGGCAGGAAGUGCACCUGCUUCUGCUACCUUGGUAUGUAUCCUCUUCAUGUUGGCCAAGCACCCUCACCACGCGGAGACGAUAUAUUCGGAACUCAACAUCGCCGACAUAACUGAUCCAAACGCUUUGAGCCAACUUGUGCACCUGAAUGCCGUUAUCAACGAGACAAUGCGUCUGUAUCCCGCAGCCCUUAGCAGUGGGGCAAGGAAGACUACGGAGUGUGGAGUAACCAUUGGGAAGACAUUCAUCCCUCCUGAGACAACAAUACUCUGUCCGCGGUACACCAUCAGCCGAAGUGAGAACAUCUUCAAGUCUCUCUUCAUUUAUUUCUCUUCGAGCCUCUUCGAUCCCCGGUGGCUGGGGAUGAAGUUCAUACCAGAAAGGUGGAGCACACGCCUCGAGAUGUUGCGAAACUCAGCGGCCUUUACCCCUUUCGGCACAGGCCAUCAAAGCUGUCUGGGCCGGACCGUAGCAAUCGACAUGAUGAGACUGGCGGUUGCUAAGCUGGUGAAAAAAUACCAGUUCUCACUUGUCCCGGGCAAUCGAGUUGAAGAGGAUAUGGUUGAUGAGUUUCUAAUGAAACCGGGCAACUUGUCUCUGAAGUUCAAUUUCCGAAGAUAG